Colossoma macropomum (tambaqui) is the source of this 1745-nucleotide messenger RNA. RefSeq names its product SAC3 domain containing 1 (gene sac3d1). NCBI's taxonomy places the organism in Eukaryota, Metazoa, Chordata, Actinopteri, Characiformes, Serrasalmidae. The record is from RefSeq and is a predicted model, not a curated record. Gene Ontology annotation, biological process: centrosome duplication; spindle assembly. Gene Ontology annotation, cellular component: spindle; nucleus; centrosome. The transcript has 4 exons. Bases 35 to 1156 code for a protein of 373 amino acids.
GGCGCCGCUCUGCUUUGAUUCUCUGCCGCCGCCAAUGAACAGGAGCUCUGCGAGCCGCGCGAGACCCCGCUCCAGGAAGGCUGGAGGGAGGAGGUGUGAGGAACACUGCAAAACAGAAGAGAAAGCAGAUGAUGUGGCCCCUCGCGGCAGCUGCACCACCAUGUGUCCCAUUUCAGAGGUGCGGCAGAGGGAAGCGCAGAACCGGCUGCACCGCUUCGAGAUCCUGGCCGGCACGGAGCGAGAGCGCCUGCCCCGUGCAGACGACGGCCGUGUAGUCAAGGAAUACAGCCGUCCAGCAGCCGGGAAGGAUACCACAAGAGCCAGUGAGCUGCGGCCGCCGGACGUGCUGCUGAAGACUGUGUGCUAUUUGGUGGACGACAUAGCAGCCUGUCCUACACUUCAGCCCUGGACUGAGGUCUACAGCUUUGUGUUUGACCGGUUGCGCAGCGUGCGGCAGGACAUGGUUAUCCAGCGCGUUUCUGGGCCGGAGUGUGCGAGCGUGCUGGAGCGAACGGUGCGCUUCCUCCUGUACGCCUCUUACCGACUGUGUGGUCAACCUUUAAGGCUCUACGACCCGCACAUCAACGACACACACCUACAGGAGAGUCUGAGCUGGCUGCUGGAGUGCUACAGUGAGGGACAGCACCAGCUCCAGGACGAGUUCCAGGCCCUCAGCCUGCUCUACAACCUGGGUUCACCACGGGCUCUCCAGCAUGCCCUUGAGCUACCUCACAAGGUGCGGCACUCUUCACCGGUUCAGUUGGCUCUGGCAGUCAAUAGGGCCUACAUGGAACGCAACCCUGUCCGGCUCCUCCGCCUGGCCCAGAGAUUGGACUUUCUGCAGGCCUGCGCCCUCCACCGGCACCUGCUGUCCUGCAGGAGGGAUCUGCUUCUGCUCUACAGCCACGGACACAGCAGCCGAAACUGCCGUUUCCCCGUCCAGAAAUUAGCAGACAUCCUGUCUCUGGAGUGUUCCCUAGCUGCUCGGCUUUGCCAGACUCAUGGGAUACACGUUAACGGGGACUAUGUUGUCUUCUCAAAGGGUUCUUUCACAGAGAGCCCGUCUGAAGAACUGCAGUGUGCACAUAUGCACAAGCUAGUGGAUGACAAGCAGCAAGACCUUUCACUUAGCAACAUCAUUCAUGGCAUUGCUUGAACAUGGUUUAUAAUAGGGCUGCAACUAACGAUUAUUUUCACUGUCGAUUAAUCUGUUGAUUAUUUUCUCGAUUAAUCGAUUAGUUGUCUGGUCUAUAAAAUGUCAGAAAAUGGUGAAAAAUGUCGACGAGUGUUUUCCAAAGUUUGGUGUCACAGAGAAGUAAAGAAACCAGAAAAUGUUCAAAUUUAAGAAGCAGAAAUCAGAGAAUUUUUUACCUUUUUUAAAAAAAUUUACUCCAACUGAUUAAUCGAUUACCAAAAAUAGCGAUUAAUUCAAUAGUCGACAACUAAUCAAUUAAUCGAUUAAUUGUUGCAGCUCUAGUUUAUAAAGGGGUUGUUUGCCAAAGUUUAAAAUGUACUUUAUUGUUCAGGUUUUUAUGGUGGUAAACCAGGAGUGAUGUUUUAAUUCUGGGGAUGUUCUGUGCUGCUUUUAAAGCCCUGUGCUAUUGUAUUGAUCUGGGACUGUUUACUAAAGGUCACUGUUAAAUCAAUAAGGUGAUCUUUUGGCAGGAUUUCAGGUGGUACACAAACCCUUUUGCCACAUGCCUUUCAGGGAAGUUCUAUAGUUUUUUGCAGGUGAAACUGUUAAU